AUGUUUGGACGUAGGUUAUGGAUCGAUUUUCAAGAUGCAGCUUUUGAACAUCAGUUAUCACUUUCUAACACGACGGAAUCAUGUAAGACGAAAAUUGCUACUCUCCGGAAAUGUUUUCUUACUGCAACACCACAGUUGAUCAUACGCCUUGGCAAUAUUUUGUUCGAUAUAGCAAAAGGACAAUUGGUAAAUGAUCUGGAUUCUGUUCUUCGAGAUCUACUUCAGAGUGCUGAUGAAACUGAUGAGGUACAUGCACCACCUCGUUUUCUACUUUGUGGGUUCCACUUGGUUUUUUGUUUAAUUUCGCUAAAAAGCAUGUUUCUAAUGUUUCUAAAACUUGUCGGAUUAUUUUCUGCAGUGAAACUUACAACAUGCAUGUGGUUAUCAUCUUUCUUCCCUUUGGCUGUGCAGUUGUGGUGAUUACAGCGUCAAAAUGAUACAAGCGAUGACAGCCGUGAAUUAGCAUCGCUUGAGUCGGAAUCACAAGAAGCGAGGGAAUUGAGCAGAUUUAUUCAUGCCGAUUCAGUUAGUCGUUUUGAACGUGGAUUGAGCCGUGAAUUAACACCAGAUGAAGUUCCGAAAUUCGAGCAAGCAAAGCGACAAUUAUCUACUGGUAGAGCAAAGUUGAGAAAGCAACAAACGUUGGAAAAAGUACGUAAUAGGACUGAAGUGAUGGUUGAUGAACAACAGCAACAGCAACUUAAAAAAGUGAAUAUCGAACAUGGAUUAGAAAAUGAUAUUUGUACGAUUAUCGACGGGAUCUUGCCAUUGAUUCGACAACACAGUGAGUUGAUUGCUGAUGAUGGUUUUAUACAACGGCUGCGUGAUGAAUUGCUGCAACAGGCGUCUGUGAUCUGCUUUCCUGAAGAUGUUGCUCCAACGGAUCUUUUUCGCAGUCAGCUGAGCACAAUUAUUGAUGAUACAUUAUCUCAGUAUGUGGGCAGUAAAGUGGGUGAAGUGAGGGAAGAACUCAUUUUUGAUAUUUCCGAAAUUUUGUACAAUGAGUUAACUUUUUUCCAGUUGAUGUGCAAUAUUGAUAAUUUAGCCACUUAA
This is a messenger RNA of Cercopithifilaria johnstoni, 1053 nucleotides long. The record is from the annotation of a GenBank genome assembly. Lineage: Eukaryota; Metazoa; Nematoda; Chromadorea; Rhabditida; Onchocercidae.